AAAGCCCAGACAGAAGGUGUGGGUGCAAAACAGCUUCUCCAACUGGGAGUCAGUCUCCCAAGGUCCACCUACUGACCUUGGGAUUCCCUUCUGAACCCUCCAAGCCUGGGCUUCAUCUGUAGGGACACAAAGACAUGGCCUGGAAAGGGACAUCGCCUCUGCUGCUGCUGGUCUGGUUUGCAGCCUCCAUGUGCGGUGCCAGAGACAGGACAGACCUGCUCAACGUCUGCAUGGACGCCAAACACCACAAGACAAAGCCAGGCCCUGAGGACAAGCUGCAUGACCAGUGCACUCCCUGGAGGGAGAACUCCUGCUGCUCUGUCAGCACCAGCCAGGAGCUGCACAAGGACAACUCCCGGCUCUAUAACUUUAACUGGGACCACUGUGGCAAGAUGGAGCCCGCCUGCAAGCGCCACUUCAUCCAGGACAACUGUCUCUAUGAGUGCUCCCCCAACCUGGGGCCCUGGAUCCAGCAGGUGAACCAGAGCUGGCGCAAAGAACGUUUCCUGAAUGUGCCCCUGUGCAAAGAGGACUGUCAGAGCUGGUGGGAAGACUGCCGCACCUCCUACACCUGCAAGACCAACUGGCACAAGGGCUGGAACUGGACCUCAGGAUCUAACAAGUGUCCAGCUAAGGACGUCUGUCGCACAUUUGAGUCCUAUUUCCCCACUCCCGCAGCCCUGUGUGAGGGCCUCUGGAGUCACUCCUACAAGGUCAGCCAAUACAGCCGAGGGAGUGGCCGCUGCAUCCAGAUGUGGUUUGACCCAGCCCAGGGCAACCCCAACGAGGAGGUGGCGAGGUUCUAUGCAUUGGCCAUGAAAUCUAGGGCCGUGCCCCAUGGGGUUGGGCCUCUCCUUCUCAGCCUGGCCCUGAUACUGCAACUCUGGCUCCUUGGUUGAGUCCAGCUUUUCACAGACAUCCCCUCUGUCUGUCCCCAGCUUUGAGGACCUGUUUGAGCUCAGUUCAGGUCCACAACUGAAGGAGCCCUAGCAUGCCUCCAUCCAUUACCCAUCUCUCUGUCAACCUGUUCUUGUUCCAGGGUGGUGCUUGGGAUUUCUUUGGCAGCCAGUUCUA
Messenger RNA from Molossus molossus (Pallas's mastiff bat), 1074 nucleotides. RefSeq names its product folate receptor beta-like. Gene Ontology annotation, molecular function: signaling receptor activity. Gene Ontology annotation, cellular component: external side of plasma membrane. NCBI's taxonomy places the organism in Eukaryota, Metazoa, Chordata, Mammalia, Chiroptera, Molossidae. The coding region runs from base 135 to 899 and encodes 254 amino acids. The transcript has 5 exons. Gene Ontology annotation, biological process: cell adhesion; fusion of sperm to egg plasma membrane involved in single fertilization; sperm-egg recognition. The record is from RefSeq and is a predicted model, not a curated record.